Ostrinia nubilalis (European corn borer) is the source of this 3789-nucleotide messenger RNA. RefSeq names its product protein tipE (gene tipE). NCBI's taxonomy places the organism in Eukaryota, Metazoa, Arthropoda, Insecta, Lepidoptera, Crambidae. Gene Ontology annotation, molecular function: sodium channel regulator activity. The transcript is spliced from 4 exons. Gene Ontology annotation, biological process: regulation of sodium ion transport. Bases 282 to 1271 code for a protein of 329 amino acids. Gene Ontology annotation, cellular component: plasma membrane. The record is from RefSeq and is a predicted model, not a curated record.
CCGCGCAGUCACGACGCGUCCCCGUUCGCCGUCGAAAAAGAAACCAAAGACGUUUGAAAUUGCGACAUAAUGGUCCAGUUGUGAAUAGUAAAGUGUAUCACUGCAUGUGCAAUACAACCUCCGCGUAGAUACAAAAAAUGUAAAUAACGAACUGUGACAACACCAAAAGAACAGACAUCGGUUUAAACAACGGAGUCAUAAGAUGUCAUGAAACUUCAGAUGACAUGACGCAGCCCAGCUAAAACGAGCGCUAUGGUCACUACUAAAGUGCCCACGCCAACAUGGCCGAUGAAGAGAAAAUCCCCCCAACUUUUCUUGAGAAACUUCUCUUCUACACCACAGCAAGCUUCGUUCUUCUCGCCAUAUUCAGCCUGUUUGCCUUCCUGUUCUUAGUACCGUUCGUGAUUGAGCCGGCGUUCACUACCAUAUUCAUGCAAUUUGAUCCAGUAGCAGCGUUAUGCGUCACAGCCAAUGUGAAGCAUUUGUUUGGGGUGAGUAACUGCUCGUGGGCCUCUUGCAGGGAGGGCUGCACCAAAGACCUGUACGACUGCACUCAAAUUCGAGUCAACUACAAACUUGGGUACGCUGCCAACAUCACCGCAACCGAAUACGAAAAUCUGAUCAGAGUUGAACGGGCACUGAGAAAGGACUACGAGUACGAGAACUACGAGACUGCUGCUGACAAAAACUAUCCAGACAUGGCUGAGGAACAAGACCUGGCUGACGUUCCACCUACAGGUCUCCAAGGAAACGAUUCAGAGUGGUACUUCACAGGGGCACGCCUGUUCCCCAACGUAAAAGGAUGUGGUUACCCACCAAUUUUGAACUGCACCAUAUUCUAUGGAAAAUACCGACCAAUAGGCACCAACUACACGUGCUACUAUAGCAGAGUAGACCCAGGACUGGUGAUCACUGAACUGGAUAUGUGGCAGAAUACUUUGAAUUUGGUGUAUGCUAUGGCUAUACCAAUACCUUCGUUCUUUAUUUCGGUGAUAUACUUAACGUUUGCGUACUUUAAGAUCUACAAUACUGAGGAGGAAUCUGAGCAAGCUCCUCUUAAGAAUGAUGCAGAGGCGAUGGCUACUGGUGAUGACGAGAAGCCAACGACUCCUGGAUCUGACACGUUCAGGGAAGACCUGGCUUGCUUCGGGCACCAGCUGAAGAUGCAGCUAGCCAAUGAGAAGCCGAAAGAAGGCUUCGAGUCCAACAGUCCACCUAUCUCCAACUCGGCAUCACUGUCUGGGACCAAGUCAUCAUUCGUGAACGCCUAAUGUGAAAAACGACAUUAUUUACACAGAGAUGACAGGGAUCCUGAAGAUUCGGAUUUGGUUAUAAAGUGCAUCACGAAUCAAGGUGAACAAUGGAAAAAUAACUUUUUGAAAGAUAAUGUGUGCUCUCUUGUGAUUUUAUUAAAAGAAGUAGAACGCAAGUCCUACUUACACGAGAAAAGUGAAUAAUUCAUGAAUAUUAGCAAAAAAGUUCGUUAAGACGGAAAAUUGGCGAAAGAGAAUUUUUAUAAAGCGUUGUGAAAUUAUAAAUGAUAUUGAGAAAACAAUUUCUGGCAAUAAUUUCUGAUUAUAUCUGAUACAAACGAUUUGCCGUUAAGUAAGUCUUGAAUUUAAUCCUUUGCAUUUGGAGUUAUUUUUAAGCUACUAUUUUUUUAAAUGUGAUUUUUUUUUGAGUAAAUAAGAAAGGAAAACCCAUUUAAACACAAACUUAGGUUAAUUAAUUUUAUUAAAUUCGCUAUUAAUUGAUAUAUUGCUCAAAUCCGCGCGAUUUUUAUUUCAGAAAUUAUUGCGAAGAAAUCCAAUUGAUAUUAGAUAAUAAAGAAUUUUAUCUCCUAUAGUGAAUAAAGAAAUGAAUAAGAUUUUAAUACGCUCGUAUGCUAAAAGUGUCAAAUGCACGCGUGCUGUUAAUAUAUACAUGAAUAUAUUGUAUAUUACGACUUAUCAUAAAGCUGUUUACAAAAAAAAAUGUUAAUUUUGAAAAGCAAUAGUUAGAAGUUCAUUGAAAAUUAUGAGGAGACAGUUAUUAUAUUAAAAAUAAAAUUAUUAGUACAUCGACUACAUUAUAGUACCUAAUAAUCCCAUGUCAAUAAUCACGAUAUCAUUUUAAUUCUAAGUAAUAAUUUAAAUCAGUUUAUAGGGAUUUAGGAAUUUAAUUUUCUUAGAAGAUUCCAUAGAUGUAAUUUUAAAUUAGUGUGGCCUCCUGGUUUUGGGUGUUUCCUAACACAAUUAGUUGUAAUGAGAGUAUUGAUGAUUUUAUUAGCCACCAGGGCGGCGCCACUGUGGCGCAAUAUUAUUUUUUAUUGUCCUUGGUCAUUAUGGAAAUUAUUGAUUUGUGAAACUAGACAGUAAGGCUUUAGCCUGUUCUUUGUGAAACUUUUUUUAAAAGGCAGACCAAGGCAACAAAGAGAAGAGAUUUAUUUGGUAUGUUAAAAAAUUUAUUGGCCCCAUAGAAAUCGAACGGCGUGAGAUGGUUAGUAAUUCGUUUGAAAUCUAACAGCUCGUAUAAUGAAUGCGUGGAAUGGAAACGUUUAAAAUAAUCCUAGCCAUCGCUGUAGGCGAUAUCGAUUCUUCCGUCCCAUACCGAUUCUAUUUAAAAAUUCAUUAAUAUUAUUGUCCAAGUCGAACCGAACCGUGUAUCGCAACAGAAAUAGAAAUCAUUACCUAAUCGAUAUCUCACGUACGACCCUAACCAUUUUGGAAGUCGAUUGAUGUAAUUUUUAUAUAAGAAUUUAAUUCUUGUAUAAGACUUGUAAUGUGCGUAAAAUUUUGUGAUAUAAAAACGCCGACUCGAUAUGCUUGUGUGUAUGGAGGAUUUUUGUUUUACAUUUAAAAAUAUAAAAAAGGCUUGUGAAUUACUAUCGUAAUGCUUAAAUAUUAUCCCAACGAGAAAUUUUAACUCGUUUUUUUAUAAUUUUAAUUUUUGUGCUGUAUUCUGGGACCAUUUUUCUGGAAGGUUCCAAAUUCUGUAAAUAACGAUCACUGUUUAUUGUUUAAUUAAUUUUAAAUGUACGCUAUUAAAAAUGAAUAAUUAUUGUUGGAUUCUAAUUCGAAGAGUAUUUAUGAGAAUGCGAAAAAUUAAUAAAUUAUUUAUUAUCCACUUAGACUGGAAAUGUUAAGAUCUAGUUAGAUAUCGCUAAAACCUACGCACAUGUUUAGAAUUAAUAUUCGAAGAUUAAAGUACUUACAUAAUUUAAGAAAAAGUCGUUCCACAUCCAUAUAGAGGUUGAAGUUUUAGUUUUGGCUUUUAUUUGGUCGCCUAUUAUUUAUCUAGCUAAGAGGAAAGUAACCAGAUUGGUUAAAUAAUGUGCGCUCAGAUAUUAACCACCCAAUCAUCGCUGGAUCUUAUUACUUUUAACCAAUUAAGAUUAUUGAUCUCAUGUCAAACACUUUAUUAAAUUAUUAAAAGGAGUUAGCAAUAUUGUUUACAUUACAUUUUUACACAUUUGUAUAUUUUAAUUCAGUGGAAAAUUCUUUAGUUUAUAAAUGACGAGUACUUAACGUUUUCAUGCCCAACAAAUUUAAUAUUAUUAUUUUUACUGUGCCUCUGUAAUGAUACCUCAAGAACCUAACCUACCCUUAAUAUACAAAAUAUAAUUUUAUUCUUUAAAGUACGACUAAAUGAAUAAUUAAAAAUAUUACAGCUUUAGAAAUAAGUGAAAAGCAAUUUAUAAAAUAUCAUUGUAAUUUAUUGUCAAAUUAUUUUAGAAUAUAAAUGUUAUAAAUUAUUUUAUUUUCCCUAUUGACGUCUGAAUUUGGUUGUGUAUGUUUAAUGUUUAGAAAU